Molecule: messenger RNA, 2676 nt
Organism: Larimichthys crocea (large yellow croaker)
Lineage: Eukaryota; Metazoa; Chordata; Actinopteri; Sciaenidae
Gene: dsn1
Product: DSN1 component of MIS12 kinetochore complex
Exons: 11
Coding region: 28-1128 (366 amino acids)
Biological process (GO): cell division; chromosome segregation
Cellular component (GO): MIS12/MIND type complex
Source: RefSeq, a predicted model, not a curated record
CUGUGCCACAGUCACACUACAUUUCCCAUGAUGCUUAGGUCAGAAAAAGGGUUCGGCUUGUUGGGCGCGGGCUGUGAAAGGAACCAUUUGAAAGAAAAAAUGGCGGAAAAACAUCUUGAAUCUGGACCAGGCGGUGUCGGAAGUGUCGUCGUUGAAGAAGAACCCCAAAAUGAGGUCACCUCGGUGAAACAAUCAUUGAAAAGAUGCUCUUCCACAAGCCCGAGUACAGCUCCCCCACACAAAUCUCCCCGUACCGACUUCCUAUCACCCACCACACAGAUCCCAGAUGCAGGGCAAAGACCUCCAGAGUCAGACAAACAAGAAAUGGAGACAGAAAGCACCGAGGCGCCUGCAAGUCCCACUGUCAGCCCCACUGCACGGAGGAAGUCCUGGAGGAGAGCCACCAUAACACGACGCUCCCUUCCUGCCCUUCCCAACUUGUAUCAAAGUUUGUGCAUGGGCAUAAGUACAUCCCUGUCACAGCAAGAAAGGCUUGAGAAAUUGAUGGAGGCUUCGAUGAAGCUGGCAAUAGAGAGAACUCAAAAUUCACUGCAGUCCGUGCCAAAAACCUCACUGGAGACAUUUCAGAAAAGAGUUGAGCACAUGGAGAAAGAAUGGGGUUGUCUAGCCAAACGCAUACGCAGUGAACCACGGGGUCACCAUCUCCCUGUUAGUGCAGCCAGUUGUAGUGAUCCUGCAGUGCAAAUAGCCAUGGAAAGAGUCCAGAAAGCUGUUAACAGGCUCCAGGCUGAAAGUGAAUCAUGGGAGGCACUGUUGAACAAACACCGGAGUAAAGCAGAGGAAAUGGAAAGGAAAGUGGAGCGAGGCCGGGAGAGAGGCAUAUCAUUGGACACUACAUCUGUGGCUCGGUCCUCGCAGUACCAUUUCAUACAGAGUAAACCUGACUAUCAUGGUCUCCUCUGUAGACAGCAGCCCAUGCUUCACACAAUGACAAUGAUUAUGGACACUCAAUGUAAGAUGGUUAGAGAGCUCCUCUCCAUCAAAAAGCAGUCACAGUUAUUGGUGAAAGAGACCAGUGGCCGAUUGGCUGCGGAGGCAGGACUGCAGGAUCUUUCACCCGACCUCAUCAGGAACCUCAUGGCAGGACCUUUAUCCGCAUCUACAUAGUCACUUUGGCAGGAGACAAGCAGAAGCAAUCAAACAUUUAAUGGACCAUUGUUCUUUAUGACCUGUAGAUAAUGAUCAUAUUGUUUUUAACAUACAUCAAGCACUAAUUUGGCUUCCUGUGUCAAAACAAUUUCCAUCAGCAGCAGUUGUAACGGAGCUAGCUCAGGUGAUCCAUGUGUUUGACCAGCAGGUGGCAGUGGCUGGCUUUACAAAAACUGACAUGUGCUGUGAAUGAUAACAGUGGAUUUUUCUGUUAAGCCUUAAGUACAUUCUCACUUGGAAAACCUGACAUGUUAAAAUUAGACUGCUUGCUCUAAGAAAUUAAAGAAAGAAUGUCGGUGUGACGUGUUGUCAUGAAAUAUUAAAAUAUAAUGACUGGAUCUAAUGAAUAGAAACUAAAAUUAAUUUGGCUUUAUAAAAUAGUCAAUGUAGUGACAUUUUUGAGUAGGCCUAACUACUAUUAAUAAAUAUAUAGUCAAAAGGCAAAGAAGAGAAUCUUGUUGGUGUAUAUGGUGCAAUUUUAAAAUGUCAUUAAACCUGUGAAGAAACCAGUUUCUCAAUUGAAAUCACUUUAAUUGACAACAUAAAAACAUUACCCAUGGCGAUAAUGAAGCUGUAUGCAAAACAAGAGUUUGAAAACAAGAAUUCUGCUACAGUCUAGUUAAUGUAAAGUCCCUUUUAAAUGUUCAUCCUCAGUCACAUUUACUUGCUUCUUGGUGCCGCAUCUAUUUCACUUCAUCAGUGUCCCCUGACCAUUCAGGAGAAGGCCCCUCCCCCACAGUGACUCACCCCCAUCUCUUGCAUUUGGCUGGGUCACUGAUGCAGAACGAAGCUUUGACAUUGUACCAGUCAGUCAAAGCUUUGUUAGCUAUCACUCUUAUCUCUUGGACCCAUUCACUCAUUAAUGUUCAUAUUUAAUUUGUUUCUCUGAUGAUUAUAGUAUGAAGAAAGCCCCCUGCCCCAUUGCCAGCCAUAAAUAAGAGUGAUUGACUUUCUGUCCUCUGCUGUUAUGAUUUCCAACAUGGACUAUGGUGAAUUUUCCUGGUGAUUGUAUUCAAGGGAGUGACUAGAGAGCACGGGGACAAGCAAAGGGAAGACAUGCAGGGUUGUGACUGUGAGAGUUGUGAGUAAGGGAGGAUGGUGCACAGCAGGAGAGAUCGAUUCUUAUUUAAAUGAAAAUGAGCCUUGAUGCUUGUGGGGUGAGAGGAGGGCAGCUUUAGCAUCCAAAUGAAUAGAAGUUUCACAGAAAUGAUCCUUAGCUGAAUCACUAACAAUAAAAACAUAAAGAAGUUUACAAAGCCACUGGCAUAGUCCUUUUACUUUCGAGGAAGGUCUCUCUUGACAGUGACAGAAAUUGACUUUGGGGUUUCAUUAUAACCUCUGCAGCAACUCGCUUAAAACUGUAAACUGUAACCUCAGUAACCCAGUAAAUGCCAUGUUAUAAGUUGUUCUUACAGUGUUUGAUUUGGAUGCUAUGCAUAUGUGUCUUGGGUGUGACUAGGCUCUCCAAGUUCCCUGUUUGUAGAGUAUCAUUAGAAAGAAAGAAAG